Molecule: messenger RNA, 1149 nt
Organism: Nasonia vitripennis (jewel wasp)
Lineage: Eukaryota; Metazoa; Arthropoda; Insecta; Hymenoptera; Pteromalidae
Product: protein PXR1-like
Exons: 3
Coding region: 226-987 (253 amino acids)
Source: RefSeq, a predicted model, not a curated record
UGAACACAAUUAGUGAGAAAGAUAAAAGUUUGCCUUCUACAUCACGUAGUGCAGACAAAACAUUCCCUAAUCCUCAGCCAUCGACAAGUUUUUCUACAGUACCACCUUUUGUAAAUGAACCUUCAGAAUUUCAAGAAUAUGAUUACCGCAAUAUCACCAGUUAACACGCAGACAUAAAAUUCUGGAGAACUAUACGAACUAGAAGAAAUAAAAAAGAAUAUUGACAUGAAUUGUGAAGUAAAAGUUGCUCAUGAAAAUUCAUUUAAGGCAAUGAAAAGGAAACAGAAAAAGCAGAAAGAUGCCAAAAACAUACACAAAAGAAAGAAAAGCAAGCAUGAGAAAAACUUGCCUGAAGGAAAAUCAGGUUCAUCGUCAAAAAAAAAAAAAAAAGAAUCAAAGAAAAGAUCCAAAAUGGGUCGUAGAAAGAGUGAUUCCGAUUACGAUUCGGACAAAUUCAUCAAAAGCGGUCAAAAGAAAGAUAUGGAAUAUUGGAGAAAUGAAACAGAAGAUGGAUUUGUGAAAAUGAUACAUUUCAGAUUUGGAAUAUCCAUACCUCUUUCGACAUGGAAACAAAUUACACUGGAACAAACGCCCACCAAAUUUUUAAGAAAAUUGGCGAGAGCAUUGUGGGGUUCUCACGCUCUGGCUAAGCGGGCAAUCAAUAUUAAGAAAUGUUCAACUAGUCUUCCAGAUCGAUCUCCAAGAAAAUCUCUUAUACCGGUUAAAAAAACACUUUUAAGAAAAUUGUACUUCUCUUUUAUCAAUGACAAAAUCUCUAAGGCUGAAGACCGACUCCGACUUAGAAAUAAUUGGAAAGUUGAUUUGGGAGCUUAUAUAAAUUAUUUGAUUAAAAAAUAUAGAAAGGAAUCUUCAAGUUCAGAUUCCAAUUCUGAUAAUGAUUCAUCGAGUUCAAGAUCGAAGUCUGAUUCAAAUUCGAGGUCAAGUUCAAGAUCGCAAAAAUCAGAAUCUUCCGAUCAGACUAUCUGAUUAUGUACUGAAGCUUUUACUAUGUGAUUCAUAGUUGUUAAUUAAUAUACGAAGGUUUAUAGAUGUUUAUUUCUAUUCAAUUAAAAUAUUAAAGUUUAUACUAUGUGUACUUCAUAGAUGUUGUUUACGAAUGGUUAUACCAUACUGAAGUAAUGGUUAAAC